Molecule: messenger RNA, 1318 nt
Organism: Grammomys surdaster
Lineage: Eukaryota; Metazoa; Chordata; Mammalia; Rodentia; Muridae
Product: melanoma-associated antigen B1-like
Exons: 2
Coding region: 96-1127 (343 amino acids)
Biological process (GO): negative regulation of transcription by RNA polymerase II
Cellular component (GO): nucleus
Source: RefSeq, a predicted model, not a curated record
GAUUUCUCAGGAAGCAGACUGAACAGGAGAACAGGAACAGGGUUUGAAUCCAGAAAGAUCCUUUCUAGCACUCCUGUCCACUUACCCAGAGCACCAUGCCUAGAGGCAACAAGAGCAAGAGCCGCUCCCGGGCCAAAAGACAGCAGAUGCGGGGAGAGAGGCCUAAUAUCCAGGGUGCUCAGCCCACUGUGGAGGAGGAGGAAGCAGCAUCUCCUGCCCUUGUCCAGGGAGAUACCUCCAGCUCCCCUGAUAUAGCCACUCCUCAGGAGUCCCAGCAGGCUGCAUCCCAUAGUUCUCCUGGGUUAAAUGUUUCCCAUCCGGUCCAUGAUGUUGGUGCUGCAGGUUCCUUUGCAGGUGUGGAAGAGAGACGUACAAAUGUCUCCAUUAUAGCAGAAGCCAUCCAAUCUGCACGCAGUGAUCCUCUGACCAGGAAGGCCAGCAAGGUACUUCACUAUCUGCUGGAGAAGUACCAGAAGGAUGAGCAACCCGUGGAGGCAGAGAUGCUGAAGCUGAUCAGCCGGAAGUACAAGGUUAACUUCCCCUGGAUCCUGGAGAAAGCUGCCUAUCAGCUGGAACUGGUCUACGGUCUGGAGUUGAAGGUUGACAACCCUGCCACUCAGUCCUAUGUCCUAGUUAACAAGUUACCCAUCCUCCCUGGGGCAAAUGUGGGUGGCAGGAGAGAAUUGCCUAAGACGGGUCUCAUUCUGACCCUCCUGGGUAUGAUCUUAAUGAAGGGCAACCGUGCCACUGAGGAAGAGGUCUGGCAGUUUCUCCACCUGCAGGGGAUAUAUCCUGGGAGGAGGCACUUAAUCUUUGGGGAGCCCCGGAAUUUCAUCACCAAAGAGCUAGUUGAGCAAAAUUAUGUGGAGUACCGCCAGGUUCCUGGCAGUGAUCCCCCAACCUAUGAGUUUCUAUGGGGUUCCAGAGCCCAUGAGGAAUCCACUUCCAGGAAAGUCCUGGAAGUUUUGGAUAAGAUCAGAAAUGCCAUUCCUGGUUACUAUCCUCAACAGUAUGAGGAGGCUCUCAGUAACCAGGCUGAGAGAGCAGCAAGGAGAGAUGAGGCUGUUAGUUUCCAUCCUGCCAGGCUUCCCUCCCAUGCCCAACCUAGAAGGUCCUCCCACAUGUAGCUAGCCCUUGGUGAUAGCUGUCACUGUGCUCAAGAACAGCCAGUCUUCUGAGUAGUGGGGCAUUUAUGAGUAGGUGGGAAUACACUAAGACAGUACCUUUUGUUAUGCAUGUGGAAAGUAUACAUACCUUUCUUUGUUACAUUAAUAUUCCUGUAACUGAAGAUUAAUUUGUUUCAUAUAUGCUUCUUAAU